UGAUGCGCCUCCUUGUCCGCUUCUCCAGUCCACUCCCAAGCCCUAGCUCUCCGGCCGCAGCUCUUCCCGUCGAUGGGCACCGCCUCCGCCGUCCUCACCCUCCUCCCCUUACUCCCUCGCAGAGCACUUGUAGCCUCCUCCUCCCCUGGGCGUACCCGGGCGCUCCUUAGUAGUGGCGGCGUCUCCUCUUCUGUAAGCGGAUUGCGUCCACGUUUUCCCCCCUUAUCGCACAGGCCCAGGAGAUGCAACUUGUAUUGCAGGAGAGGCAUGCCUCUUGGCCGAAAAGUGACCGGCAAGUCACUUUGCAGUCAAGUGGAACUAGAGGAUGAUGUUGAUGAUGAAGCAUGUGAGCUUGUCAAUGGAGUUGAGCUGGUUAUCGGAGAGGGCGAGGACAGUUUCCGCGCAUACUUACUGAAGGCAGUGAAGAACAACAAUGGAACAGGUGUGCUGCUUCUAUCCGAUGCACUUGGUUUUGAAGAUUCAGCUACAAGGGACUUUGCCUAUCGAGUGGCUUGCUAUGGCUACAAUGUUCUUGUCCCUGAUUUAUUUCGAGCGAAUCCAUGGAAGCUAAACUGGGCGGUGGAUGGGUUCGAUUCCUGGUUAUCCAAACAAUCACCUGAAAGGGUUGCUAGAGAUGUCGACGCAUGCACAGCCUGGAUGAUUGAUGAAUUUCUAGCUGCCGGAAUCUCAAAAAAACUCGGCGUCAUCGGAUUCUCUUUCGGCGGUGGACAUCUUAUGGAAGCCUUAUCUCGUGAUGAGCAAGCAUACUAUGGCACCGGCAUCUGUUUCUAUGGCUCAAACAUGGACCCAUCCAAAGGGAGCAGCAUCAAAACACCGGUUUUGUUUGUUUCCGGAGAUAACGAUCCCUCCUGUCCUGUAACUACACUGAAUGAGAUUGAGAAGAAGAUUCAAGGCUCGAGGGUCGUGAUAUACCAUGGCAGAGGACAAGGGUUUGUGCAUCGACCAGAGUCGGAGGAGGAAGAUGAAGCUGCAGAGGAUGCUUUUUCUAUCAUGAGGAAUUGGUUGCAUGAUAAUUUGCUUGUAAGGGAAACUGAGUUACUUGUGUGAGGCAAGAACACACUACUUUUCACCACAAACAACCUUUCCUCCUCCGUCUGUAUUUCAUAUCUAAUCAAACUACAAGUAUAUAGAUGAAUAAUGUUGGGGAAAAAAAGAUCUAAUUGUAUUGUUACAGACUGCACCAAA
Messenger RNA from Zingiber officinale, 1206 nucleotides. Its product is annotated as carboxymethylenebutenolidase homolog. The record is from RefSeq and is a predicted model, not a curated record. Gene Ontology annotation, molecular function: hydrolase activity. NCBI's taxonomy places the organism in Eukaryota, Viridiplantae, Streptophyta, Magnoliopsida, Zingiberales, Zingiberaceae. The transcript is spliced from 3 exons. The coding region runs from base 73 to 1068 and encodes 331 amino acids.